AUGUGGAGGGCACCUGUCCUGAAUGAAGCGCCGUGGGGUGGCGGCUUGGACAACCCCGGGCGCGCGUCGGCCACAGGGUGCUCUAUGCGGUCGUGCGCUUCCCACGGCAGCAUCCUCGCCCUGGACGAGCAGGACAGGGCCGCAGGGCCGGAGGCAGGGUGCACGGCGCAGGGCUCGUCGCACGCGCACGAGCACAGCGCGGAAGAGCGCCCGACGAAGUCCGUGGACGGCAGCUUCAGCUUCGACGACGCCCACUCCGAGGGCUUCGAGUCCGCCCUGUGCGUGUCGCCCCAGGCGGCGGACGUGGCCCCCAACUGCCUGCACCAGGAGAGGCUGGCGGCCGGGUGCGACGAGCACGGCUGCGAGCACUACCGCCGGCGGUGCAAGCUGCGUUGCCCGGACUGCGACGAGCUCUUCUGGUGCCGUUUCUGCCACAACGCGGCCAAGAACGACGAGGAACCGGACGUGAGGAAGCGGCACACGCUCGACCGCCACCGCGUGCGCAGCGUCGAGUGCGCGCUCUGCGGGACCGAGCAGCCCGUCGGGACGUCGUGCCGCAGCUGCGGCGCCGCGUUCGGGCGCUACGCGUGCCUGAAGUGCAACUUUUUCGACGAUGACGUCUCGAAGGAGCAGUUCCACUGCGACAAGUGCGGCAUCUGCCGCGUGGGCGGCGCGGAGCACUUUUGGCACUGCGACCGGUGCGAGGCGUGCUUUGAGAAGAACGGGUGCGGGGAGCACAAGUGCGUGGAGUCGGCCACGAAGCAGGACUGCCCCGUGUGCCUCGAGUACCUCUUCGACAGCACGAAGAGCCUCCACGUGCUCGUGUGCGGCCACGUCAUGCACCGCGAGUGUUUCGACGCGUGCUGCGCGAGCAACAACUACCGGUGCCCGUGGUGCCAGCGCACGAUGUUCGUCGCGAACUGGGAGUUCACGCGGCAGCAGAUCGAGGCCACGCCGAUGCCGGAGGAGUACCGGAACACCACGUGUCAUGUGCUGUGCAACGACUGCGCGUGGCGCGGGCAGGUGGCGUGGCACGUGCUCGGCAUGGGCUGCGGGCACUGCGGGAGCUACAACACCGCGCGCAUCUAG
Messenger RNA from Pedinophyceae sp. YPF-701, 1089 nucleotides. Lineage: Eukaryota; Viridiplantae; Chlorophyta; Pedinophyceae. The record is from the annotation of a GenBank genome assembly.